Molecule: messenger RNA, 2820 nt
Organism: Pseudogymnoascus destructans
Lineage: Eukaryota; Fungi; Ascomycota; Leotiomycetes; Thelebolales; Thelebolaceae
Exons: 3
Coding region: 220-2184 (654 amino acids)
Biological process (GO): regulation of cyclin-dependent protein serine/threonine kinase activity
Cellular component (GO): nucleus; cyclin-dependent protein kinase holoenzyme complex
Molecular function (GO): protein kinase binding; cyclin-dependent protein serine/threonine kinase regulator activity
Source: RefSeq, a predicted model, not a curated record
UCUCACUACUCUCACUACUCUCACAAGUAACAACCUCUUCACACCAGCAUAUGGCCUCUUCACCAGCUUGAGUCUGCAUCAGAUGGGACUUCCCGCCAGGAUCUAUUGCCGUUAAAUCAUAUGGGGCUGGCUACCUGCGAUCUAUCAUUCAAUCAGCAAAAGCUUCGACCAGCUCUCCCUCUGGGUUAGAACGCUUCGCCAGGCAAACGAACAGUCUCCAUGCAUCAAGCUUCAGCAUCCUCGACUGGCCUCGAUUUCCUUCCGCCGUCACGAAACCUCUACAACUCACACUACCCCUCAACAUACACUCAGACUGGCUGGCCACGAUCUCUGCUCCCUCCCACAAACGCCCCCGUCCAUCGCUACGCUACACCCGACUCAAGCUGUCGAUCAACUGGCUUAGGUCCGUCUGUUGCAGACCGUGAACGUUGGCUACAGUACGCAUCAAACAUACCAGCCAUCUCGACACGCGGCAGGCUGCCCACCCCGCCUGCCGACGACAUGAGUGUGCACCAGCCGCAGCAGAGCACUACCAACGGGGUUCGACAGGGCAUUAACUUCCCUUCGAUAGCAUCAUACCAGACAUCAGCGUCCGCACUGGCCUACCCAUACAACUCCGCAUCUCGUGCGGCGGAAACACUCGGGCUGGGAAGCACGGCCAACAGCUCGGCGUCUCAACUGUAUGAUGACCGGCCACAUAAUGGAGCCACAAAUGGGAUCGAGGAGAGAGUAAAGGAGGUUGUUCCUCGCAAGGAAUCGAUCCACUUGAGUGUGCAGGCAACUCCACCUGUGAAUGGAAGUAGUAUUGGAGAGCUGGCAGCACAGCUAACCUGCCUUUUCUGGUUUGAGACCACCGAGACUCUUCGAAAGGCUGAGAACUGGACGCCAAGCUCUUCUCCAGUCGAAAGGAUAGCUCCUGAUGCCAUACCCACAGCGACAUUCAGAAAAUGGGUCCUCACGAUAUUAUCGACUACACAGGUUACACCGAAUGUCAUCCUCCUGGCGCUCAUGUUCAUCUAUCGUCUGAAGACGCUCAACCCAACCGUGAAAGGCAAGGCAGGCAGCGAAUACAGGCUCCUGACCGUGGCGUUGAUGCUGGGGAAUAAAUUCCUCGACGACAACACCUAUACGAACAAGACGUGGGCUGAGGUGUCUGGGAUCUCGGUGGUUGAGAUCCAUGUGAUGGAGGUCGAGUUUCUCGGCAGCAUGCGAUACAGCCUGCUGGCCUCCAAGGAACAAUGGGCGGAGUGGCAGAUAAAGCUGGGCAGGUUUGGGGACUACUUUGAACGGGCGUCAAAGCUGCCACUGCCACUGCCGUCGCCGGUCAGCAAUACGUUCCCAUCGUCCAAGCUACCCUCGCCAAUACGAGUACAAUCGCAUUCUCCCAUUUCAUCUACACACCUAUCUAACUCGUCGUUUGAGUUAAACCAGCAAUGGCCUUCUCAAUACACCUUAUCACAACCGCUUCCCCAACCACCACAGGCCACGAAGAAGCGGCCCUUUGAGGACUUGUGGGUUGAGCCCCCAUCGAAGAGGCCUGCAACCAUUUCUGCCGCCCAUAUUCCUGCCGUCAUGGUCCCGAAUUCACAGCUCGCUGUCCCACGUCAGCAGGCACCAAGGCUGCCAGUGCCGCAGUUGUCGAUUUCGACAAGCACUGGUGCCGGUUACCCAACAUUCGCACAAACGCUUCCUCCUUUGCCUCCGCUGAAUGGACGUACCAUGUCGCAAGCCUUUCCUGCGACUCCAAGCUGGGCUCCUACCCCUCAGAUAAAUGUCCCUUCUUCGGGCAUGCCGCCACAGGCUCAGCAGGCCUACAGCCUGCCUGGCUCAAACCAUGGCACUCCCUCAAGGCGACACAGCCCUCGGUCGAUCGGUGUGCAUUCGAUGAACUCGUCGCCCAUCUCUGGCAUCUUCCCCACCGCUGUACUCGACCUCAACUCCCCUUCGAUCUUCCUCCAGCAGCGAAACUCGCCAUACAAGCCGAUUCGACUUCCGAAUACCCUUCUCUACCCACCACCCCAGUCCAGUUAUCAGCAUUUCCAGGCAGGCAUCGAUCAGAUGCACUACCAGCCUCUAGGCAAGCGAAAUGACUACCGUUCGGGGGUGGUGCCGGAAUACGUUGCUAAUCCGAUUUACCAACACUACCCUUCACUUCCUCAGCCGACCUUCCAUCCGUUGGCCUAAUUCAUUCUCUCUGUGCUGAACUCGCCCAAGCGAGUCAGCCAAAUUGGUUUUCGAUGGAAACAAAAGUCGGAUAGAAUACAAACCUUUCAUUAUAGGAUUAUAAUACACUACAGACCUGGCGGCACGUAAGAGUCUGCUCGUCCAGUGCAACAGCACAGACAGCUGCGACAAGCAAGCUUUGUGCAUCUUUCAGCAUGGCCCGGUGAUAGCAUUGCGUCGGAGUUCUUUUUUUACCUGUUUUUUACUUGGGUGGGCGGGAAGUAAGGCGUGCAGAGCAUUGCAAUACGGUUUCUGCUCUGGAGAUAGGCGGAUAGAACGCCGAGUCGCUGGAGGCGGCGUCUAUACACAGCUGUGAUGAGGGAUGGAUGUGGAUAGGCUGAUGAGCUGGGCAUUGUGACCUGGUGUUGGGCGGAAAUACCUGACACUGCGAUGGAUUCGGCCGCAUGAGGCCAUCAUAGAUAUAGACUGUAGUGCAGGUGGAAUAUAGGUGCCCCAACGGCUGCCACCGCAAACCUUGGAUGUGAACGUGAGAUCUGUGAAUUGCGUGAAAAAUUGCGUGAAAAAUUGCUGCUUCGCCAUUAUAAUCGCAGCUCGGAACGACGCGAAUUUAUCCUUGGCAAAAAUAUUUUAGAUGGC